AUGAAGGGAAUUGCUUUUCCUUUGCUUUUCAGCGUUGCUACGCUCGCCCAUCCAACGGGUCUGUGGUGGGGCACCGACUUCUGCUAUCCCACCCCGGAAAAUACCGACAACCAGUGCUCGCAAUCCCAGAAGGCUGGGUUUGACUGGUCUAACAUAGACGAUGUCGAUAACUGGGCCUUCGAAGGCUUCAACUUCGAUGGCUUCUCGCCCAGCGAUAACUGCGGGGGAUCCGGUGGCAAGUGCAUCGCAGGAAAGCUUUGUCGGGACGAUGCCUACACCAUCAAGGUGGACGCCGUUGACGCUCCGUUUUCCGUCCGCACCUUCCAUCUUUCAACUUCUCGGCCCACCAACGUCCUUAUGAAGUAUGAGCUGGCAGAUGGGACCUCUUGUCACCAGGUCGCUUUCAGCUCCCCCGAGGGUGUCGAUGUCAACAACGACCAGUGUGGUGGAGCCCGUUCCGUCGAGUUUACACUUCCUGAAGAGAGCCAGUUUGAUGAAUGUGACCUGAACAUCCAUUCGGUUGCCUUUGACUGCUCUACUGGGCCCAAGCCUCCCCCUAUGGCUACUCCAUCUGAAUCUCUAGUGCCUAGCAUGAGCUGGAGUACUAUGCCUAGUCUGCACACUCACUCGACCAGUGUGAUGGAGGAAAUUACCACUGAUAUUACGCCUAUGGCUACUACUUCCACGGUGUUCACGACUCAGAUAUUCACCGUGACCAAGUGCCCACCCACCGUGACCGACUGCCCUGCUCACUCUACUAAGGUUGUUACCUCCACAUAUGGCGUGUCGACUGCUGUGUGGUCACCCCCCGCGGUGACUGGAGCUGGCCAUAUAACCACGAGUGCUAUCAUCUCGACCCCUGCCGAGCCCACCUCGUCCGUCGUGCCCGCUCCAUGCCCUAAGCUGGUUCCCAUGUGCAUGAACACAUGGCUCUCAAUCCCGAAGUGCGACUCCAACAGCGACACCGCAUGCUUCUGUCCAUCUUCCGAGUUCGCAGACAAAGUCAAGUCUUGUAUUCACGCCUGGGGCACUUCUGAGCAUGAAACACAGUCUGCACUCUCCUACUUCGCUGGCAUCUGUGCCCCUUAUGUUCCAAAGAACCCUUCCAUUAUCGAAAUCCCCCCAAUGACCUCGCACGCGUCGUCUGUUCAUAUGCCUACUUCCUCCUGGGCACCUACCACUCCGGCCCCGGCGGCUCCUUCUACCACUCUUACCUGGUCUUCUCACACCGUGACUGUCCCGCAGGUUGCGUUCAGCACGGUCACUGUUAGCUCCACAACCAGUGUGUGCCUGGUGCCUGGUGUUCCAACCAGCCAUAGGACUACCCUCACACCCGCGACUAAGACCACCUGUGCUAGCCACAUUCCGACUUCCUCUAAAAUCACCCCCCUGUGGUUCUUUCUAACGCUGGAUCUAAAACUUCCGUGGCUAGUAUGUGGGCAGGUAUGGCCAUGUUGA
Molecule: messenger RNA, 1458 nt
Organism: Penicillium cinerascens
Lineage: Eukaryota; Fungi; Ascomycota; Eurotiomycetes; Eurotiales; Aspergillaceae
Product: CFEM domain-containing protein
Exons: 3
Coding region: 1-1458 (485 amino acids)
Source: RefSeq, a predicted model, not a curated record